Molecule: messenger RNA, 4302 nt
Organism: Psammomys obesus (fat sand rat)
Lineage: Eukaryota; Metazoa; Chordata; Mammalia; Rodentia; Muridae
Gene: Celf6
Product: CUGBP Elav-like family member 6
Exons: 12
Coding region: 35-1570 (511 amino acids)
Biological process (GO): mRNA splice site recognition; regulation of alternative mRNA splicing, via spliceosome
Cellular component (GO): nucleus; cytoplasm; ribonucleoprotein complex
Molecular function (GO): mRNA binding
Source: RefSeq, a predicted model, not a curated record
GCGGGACGCGCGGGAGGGCGGACGGGGCGGGGACAUGGCCGCGGCGCCCGGAGGGUCUGCGCCGCCCGCCGGCCCCGGCCCGCGCCUGGCGUUCAGCACCGCGGACAGCGGCGUCGGCAUGAGCGGGCUGAACCCAGGUCCCGCGGUGCCCAUGAAGGACCACGACGCCAUCAAGCUCUUCGUGGGGCAGAUCCCUCGGGGCUUGGACGAGCAGGACCUCAAGCCGCUGUUCGAGGAGUUCGGCCGCAUCUACGAGCUGACGGUGCUGAAGGACCGGCUCACCGGCCUCCACAAAGGCUGUGCCUUCCUCACCUACUGCGCCCGGGACUCCGCUCUCAAGGCCCAGAGUGCACUGCAUGAGCAGAAGACCCUGCCAGGGAUGAAUCGUCCGAUCCAAGUGAAGCCGGCUGCCAGUGAGGGCCGAGGAGAGGACCGGAAGCUGUUUGUGGGGAUGCUGGGCAAGCAGCAGGGGGAGGAGGAUGUCAGACGUCUGUUCCAGCCUUUCGGCCACAUCGAGGAGUGCACGGUCCUGCGGAGCCCCGACGGCACCAGCAAAGGCUGUGCCUUUGUGAAAUUCGGGAGUCAAGGGGAAGCUCAAGCCGCCAUACAGGGACUGCACGGUAGCCGGACAAUGACGGGCGCCUCCUCCAGCUUGGUGGUGAAGCUGGCGGACACCGACCGGGAGCGCGCGCUGCGGCGGAUGCAGCAGAUGGCUGGCCAGCUGGGCACCUUCCCCCCGGUACCGCUGCCCCUCGGGGCCUGUGGCGCCUACACCACCGCGAUCCUGCAGCACCAGGCGGCCCUGCUGGCAGCCGCGCAGGGCCCCGGGCUGGGCCAGGUGGCCGCCGUGGCCGCCCAGAUGCAGCACGUGGCUGCCUUCAGCUUGGUGGCCGCCCCGCUAUUGCCUGCGGGGGCAGCCAACGCGUCGCCUGGCGGAGGCGGCCCUGGGGCCCUCCCUGGCCUCCCGGCACCCGUGGGGGUCAAUGGAUUCGGCUCCUUGAACCCCCAGACCAAUGGACAGCCAGGUUCUGACACGCUCUAUAACAACGGGCUUUCCCCUUACCCAGCCCAGAGCCCCGGCGUGGCUGACCCCCUGCAGCAGGCCUACGCUGGGAUACACCACUACGCAGCAGCCUAUCCCUCGGCCUAUGCCCCAGUGAGCACAGCUUUUCCCCAGCAGCCUUCAGCUCUGCCUCAGCAACAGCGAGAAGGUGAGGGACUGGGGUUUAGAGAUGAGGGGUGUGGGGCGGGUACCCUCAGGGUCCCUCCCCUGAACAAGCCUGCUACUGUCCCUGCAGGCCCCGAAGGCUGUAACCUCUUCAUCUAUCACCUGCCUCAGGAGUUUGGGGACGCAGAACUCAUACAGACAUUCCUGCCCUUUGGAGCUGUUGUCUCUGCCAAAGUCUUUGUGGAUCGUGCCACCAACCAGAGCAAGUGUUUUGGGUUUGUUAGUUUUGACAAUCCAACCAGUGCCCAGACUGCCAUCCAGGCCAUGAAUGGCUUUCAAAUCGGCAUGAAGAGGCUCAAGGUCCAGCUGAAACGACCUAAGGAUGCCAACAGGCCUUACUGAUCUGCGCUCCCUGACCAAUCACAGACAGAAACUGAAGAGUGAGAAGAAAGAAAAGAGAGAAGCACAGAAAUGCUGGAGUGGCCGUUCCAGAAGGAGUGGCAGCAGGCGGAGGUGGAUCGGACCCAGGGCUGGCGCUUGGGGCUCAGGCCACUCAUCAUGUGGGUUGUUCUACGGAGCACUCAGGCUGGCAGGGUGACCAGUGCUGCCUGAGGGUCGACUGACCUAAGGGAACCAGCAGAGGGCCUUGGGGGUGCCAAGGGCUUCUCAGCAAGGGAAGCCCAGACUUACUUCAUUCAAAAUCAUAUCAUUCCGUAGUAUUUAGGGACCAAAGGACUAUUGCUUUUUUAAGAAUAUAUAUAUAUAUCUAUAAAUUAAAACAAAGAAAAAAAAACAGAAGAGAGACAAAAAAGACAGUAUAGAGUCUCAUAAAAGCUGCCUUUAAGUAUCACUAGGAGACAGGGUGAAGGAGACCCUUGCUAGCCCCAGCCUAGGCCAAGGAGGCUGUGGAGAGAUUGUCCUGUGUCUCAUUCCUUCUUAAGCUACUCCCUUAUCCUGCCCUUUGAAAAAGCGAUAAAGGAUAUGAAGUCUAGGCUCAUCUUCAAGCCACAAGAGGGUAAUGGAAAUGUGAGCCCACAAUCCCCAAACUCAGACAGUAUCCCUGAGAGGCCUCAGGAGGCACUGGGGCCUGUUCUGGCCUCUGCUCUCCUGGGCAGGCCCCAGCUUCAAAACUGGGAACCUGCCUUUGCUUCUUGACACCGUUUCCUGUGGAGCCUCAGCCUCCCCAGGCAGGAAGAAAGAGGGAGCCUUUUCCUUCCCAGUCCAGGUAGACUGCGACCUCACCCUGGGCUGAGCUGAGGAACCUCCUGUUUCCCCUCCCCUUGCGACUGCCCCAGUGUCCCUUGCUCCAGGCCACCUUCUGUCUCUUAGUCUAAGUUUGCUCACCUGUAAAGUAGACUCAAGGUAAACGUAGAGGGCUGUGGCGACAGACGUGGAAGGCUUGCUGCUGUAAAUACUGCCAUUGAGAAGGGGAUAAUUUUCACUGCGUAGAAGCUUCAGAAUUAGUGGUCCCUCUCUACCCAGGACCUGGGAGGGAAGUAGAUGUUUUGCCAAAAUACUAAUUCAUUCCUUUAAAAAGUACAUCUUUCCUAUGCAAGUGUGUCUCAGUGUGCUUACCCACGGUGCUUUUAGGUGGCGAGCAGUGUUCAGCUUAGACGUGGUGUGUGCUCUGUCUGUCUGUCCUUGUCUGUCUGUUGUGUACAGUGGUACCAUAUAAAGCUGAUCAACGUGGUGCUUCCUUGCCUGCUUCUGGGAGAUGGGCAAACGACUCAGCACAGAGCAUCUGCUUCACCUUGCUUCUCUCAGCCUCUCCUGGACUGCGGGACCUUGAGCACAUUUUUUUCUGGGGGAACAACUUACAUUCCCAUUUUUUUUUUAUUAAUUACACUUUAUUCACUUUGUAUCCCCCCAUAAACCCCACCCUCCUCCCCUCCCAAUCCCACCCUCCCUCCCCCUUCUUCACACAUGCCCCUCCCAAAGUCCACUGAUAGGGGAGGUCCCCCUCUCCUUCCUUCUGAUCUUAGUCUAUCAAAUCUCAUCAGGAGUGGCUGCAUUGUCUUCUUCUGUGGCCUGGUAAGGCUGCUCCCUGCUCAGGGGAAGGUGAUCAAAGAGCAGGCCAAUUAGUUCAUGUCAGAGACAGUCCCUGUUCCUAUUACUAUGUAACCCACUUGGACACUGAGCUGCCAUGGGCUACAUCUGUGCAGGGGUUCUAGGUUAUCUCCAUGCAUGGUCCUACAUUCCCAUUCUUAAGUCAUGGAUUUACCUGAGUUGAGGUCCCACAGAGUUGGUGGGGGUACUGUGGUUCAUUGCUGGAGGCCUGUCAUCUGCUAUCACCAGGACAAUGAAGGAUAUGGGUGGGAAAGAAGACAAUUCCUUCCAGGCCCUUUCUUUGAAAAUGUGUUUCCACCUGUUCCUCUGCCUUUGACCGGUUUUUGGAAGUAAUGAGAAUGAACACUAGAUUCCUCAGUAACAUUCCCGGAUAAGGUGUGGUUUAUAUCCACAAACAAUCGCCAGCUGGGAAAGAAACUGAUGCUGAGACACACGAGGGCCAGCACAGUGCCAACCACAGAUGGAGUGCCUCGGGUACACGUGGAGAGACACACAAGGACUGUGGUCAGUUCCUCAGAACCCACGUUAAAACAAACGAAAACAAACAAACCAGGCAUACACUUGUAAUCUCAGCACUGGGACAACAGAGACUAGUGGAUCUCUGAGUCUCACUAGCCAGCCAUUUCAGCCCGAUGGAGUUUGAGGACAGUGAGAAACCCUAUCUCAAAAAAGCCAGGUGAUGGCACCUGAUGAAUGACAGCUGAAGUUGUACUCUGGCCUCUGCAUGUAUGUGCACACACACACUGGCACAAACAGAAACAAACCUCAGAUAGUCACCAAAAAGCAUACAAUUCUCUCAGUGCUAGGUGGUAGGCGUUGUUCUAGGGCUCAGGCAGGUACCAGGUACCAGGAGCUAAGGGAAAGUACAGAUUAUGAAAGCACAUGCAGCAUAUGUCUGUACCAGCAGGGAACAACUAACUGAAGCUCUAAUGUUGGGAGAGGUCCGUGAAAGUCCUCCUUAGGACUAAGGUGAACAGCCGUCAAGAAUGAACUGACAUAGCUGAAGUCUUUGAGCAGCUGCAUCAUUUUGAAAAGGCAUUUAUGACUAAGAAAUAAUAAUCACAUAU